AUGGCAUCAGGCUCCUCAUCUCACCUUGAACUCAAAAAAAAGGCCGACGACGACGACGACGAUGAUAUCCCUCGCUCUUCAUCAUCCAGCCCCCAACAAUCUGAGCAAGGAGCUGAGUGGCUCGUGACAAGAAUACUGGCAGAGGCCAGUAUUAAAGGUGUAACAAAAUAUCUUUUAGAAUGGGAGGGAUUCGAACUGAAGGAAGCGACCUGGGAGCCAGCUUGUAAUUUAAGUGAACAGCUGCUCGCCGACUGGAGAGCUGGAAUCGGACGGGUUGGCAAGACAGCGCCGGGCUUUAAGAUCAGCCAUUGGAGAGAAGCUGUCAACGCUGACAUUCGCGCAAAAUAUGCAAAACACUCGGCAAGGAAUCGGAAGCUUAUUCAAUCAGGUUUAGAGCCUCAGCCGCCCGAAGGCACGUUGCGGGAUUGGAUGAAUGAUAUAGAGGGCCCUUCUGAGGAUGGCCUGGAUGAUACAAACGAUAAGCGUGACCAGCCAGAAAGCUUUGCUUACAAUGAUUCCACGAUUGGCAAUUCAGCUUCCCCCGAAAUCGGAUCAGCGAGAAACGAGACACCCGUUGUCAUGGACAAACCCGCUAAGGAGUCUGUUGACAAAAUCUUCGACACUCGUCAAAAAGAAGUAGCACAUGUUGAAGGCCUAAACCAUCUGGAUACAGGCAGCAACGACAAACGAAUCGACAGACUACGCAUUUCCAGUUGCCUGCCUUUCUUCAAGACAUUGGCGAAGUCACCAGUCGGAGCGGGCAAGGAGUCUAGGAAGACAAUCCAAAAGCAAGAUGGAAUGAGAACGCCGCACACGGCACAGGAUACUCAUAUCGACGUUCCAAACGCAUCAAAAGCCUCAUCAAGACCAGCCUCAGGUGAGGGUACAGCUGACAACAUGGCGUUGACUGUGAACGUGUUUGUUGGUGGGAAGAAACGGCGAGCAAGCAGCUCUUUGGUUGAUGCCCUCUCUGAUCCUACGAGGCAUCAACAGUUCUUGACGUUUCGUAAGAGGCGGUUGGUUGAGAAAGCUUUGAGGGAUGGAGAAGGUUGUAGACCGCCAGGUGAACCAAGUCGAGCCUUCGCAACGCUGCCAGGCUCUGAAGCUACUACUACAUCGCCGGGUACGGCUCUGGAGGCCAAUCGUUCGGGUCAACCAGAUGCAGACCCUUCUUUCUUGCCUCUGGCAAUCGCCACCCAAAAACUAAAGAAGAGGGUCCGCUGGGCGGAUGAUCUUUACCAGACAUUUGACAGUCUCUUCGUGUCGGAUGAAAAGAGCGUUGGGCAUGUCGACAUGCCACCUACCUUUGGAAUGAACAAUGCGGAUACUGACAGCUGUUCUGACUCGACUAUUCGACCUUUAGCUGCUUUCAACUCUCAGCAAAGAACCAAAAUGUGCUAUUUCGGUCCGGGUGAAGAAUUUUGUGCCAAAGUUGAGUUUUCUUCACUGCCAGUGAAUGAGAGCGACCCAUGGGUUCAAUGGUUCAAAGAUAACGACCGGCUGUUAUUCUCCCAUUUUUGCUCUCUCACAGAUCUAAUGUCACAGUUGGGAUGCAACACUCUUCAAGAUGCAAGUACCUGUCAAGGCACACUGUUAUCGAGCGGACUGGAUCAGAAGGUGAUGGAGUCUGUGGGUGAACGACUCCGAGUAGGACAACUUGCUGUCACAUGCCACCAAUCGAAUUUCUAUGUUGCCGUUUUCCCUCCUGAAGCUUCGCCUGGAUUUGAUACUCUGAACGGUAACACCGCGUUGCGGCAAACGGCGGCGCACCUCAAUUACUCAAUACUUCAGCCUAGUCCGCCUUUCCCACUUUCUAUGCUGGCUCCGGUGCCGUCUGUUGUUCAACAAGGAAAGGCCCUUAGCGCCUUUAAUCUGUGUCUUGGACGCCCAUUUGAAAAACUGUUCCCAAACGGACAAAAUGGGCCUCCUCAAAAUUUUUUCUUCAUGUUUACUCAGGCUGCCUAUCGUGAAGCAACGAUACUGGCUGGGUGGUUACGUGAAGUAGACAAUAAUUGCACAAUCAGGACUAGCUUUUCCCCAGGGCAGUGGUCUGAAUUCGGGACGCUCGAUAGAGGGAUUGUGAUACUGCAUGAAGAUUCACUAUGGCUACUUCGGACAGUUCCAAAGGUAUCGACUAUUCUGCAUGGGAACCCUGUCAACAUUGACUUCUAUAUCUUCUCUACCUCUGGGGGGCCCUCAUCAUUAGACGAUAAAAGUGCAGCCUCGGUCUGCAGGAACUACCAGUUACGUCAAGCAUUCCAGUACGGGAUAGUCGUUUUCAUUACCCCAAGUUUUCUGGUUUCCCAGCCAGAACAAGCAUACAACUUUGCCAAAUUUUUCUGGAAGAACUACACCAUGAAUAGCUCCAUAUACCGCCCGGGAAAAUUGGCGUUUUGUUCGGACAUUCUGGGUUGGUUGCUAGACUUGGCCAUGGAAAAGGCUGCGAAAGCGCCAAGCGAAGCUGUUGAAGCUCAACAAGAGCACAGAAGAGCCAGUACAGCCAUGUACAAGUGCUGGAACCUCAUUCGUAUGAUGGUCGACUUUGACAGGGACGAGCUCUGUGAGGACAACCUCAUCCUCUAUGCUCCCGAGUACUUGGAUGGAAACGAUGAACAGAGUUUGGUAAACUGGUUCGGUUCUUGGACGGCACACCACCACCGGUUCAGGAAAUUUCUGGUCUUGGGAUCAAGCAAUCAGACCGAAGCCAGACUGUCGCGGGACUUGCGACCUGUUCGUUUUGCGGCACUAACCGGAACUGAGACUCGCACGUCUGGUGAUAUGGGACGCUAUCCAGCUGAACCAGCGUUGCCAUCGCAGAAAGAAUUGCCAUGCUCGGUAAGAAAUACUGCGGUUCAGAUUCGGAACUUUCUCACGGAUGUUGAACAGCAGUCAAAAAAUAUGUCCUAUUGUCCCCUGGUUCUAUAUAGGUACCCGAUCUCGUUUUGGGAUUCUGAUUCCGGCCUCAACUUUGGAGACUUCGUGUCGUUAUUCGAUGAUCAGAAGACAUGGUUUAACUUUUUUGCCAAGCCCCUAUUUGCGACAGCGAAACGUCGUCCGUCAAAUGUAUUGCUGCCACGCAAAAAAAACACUUACAUCGGACUAUUCUACACACUCGAGAAGGAUGGUUCUCAGGAAGUAUCCAAGAAGUCGCGGGAACCAAGAUGGGCACCCUGGAUUGCGGGUUACCGACCUGUAAACUUGCAACGUAAACCAUGGAAAACCAUGGAAUUACUUAUCUGGGACCCGAAAUUGAACGUUCAAGCUUCAGACUCGAGCGAAAUAUACGAAAGUGAGCUCACAGCUGCUCAGAGGGAACUUAUUAGCUUUGUCAGGGAAAACAGUGGAGAAGAAAAAAGUACGCUUCCAUUGGAGCGAGUUUGGCUUGGGCCAUUCACCAAUACUCAUGAGGACGGAAUGAGUGACCACCUUGAUUGCACUUUGUCUUGGGUCGAGAACAUCUCUAGCACGAUAAGGGAGCGGCUUCCAGUGGACAGCCGCUGGCUGCUAGCUCAGGGUUGGAAAGAGGUCCAUUCUGGGUCGAAACCUCAAGAUCCUACCAACCUGCGCCAUGUUGCAGAGGCUCGGAUGGAUCCUUCCGAGUACAUUUCACUUCCACUAAGAACAGUUAUACCUGCUCCUGAAUUCAGAAGCGCUGGUGAUGGAGCCGCAGGCAAAAAUCAUUUCCAGGAAGCAGUCCUGAAGAAUCAAGGACUGAAACGCAUCCCGUUCACUUUCAAGCCGACCUUGACGUGGUACGCAGAGCAACUCAAGAACGGGGGAGGUUUUGAGCACAUUAUUAUUUCAGAGUGGCAGUCGGUCUUUACGAAGUAUAAGAUCGUCGAUCCAGAGGUUGACUGA
Messenger RNA from Ustilaginoidea virens, 3858 nucleotides. RefSeq lists its product as uncharacterized. The transcript has a single exon. Bases 1 to 3858 code for a protein of 1285 amino acids. The record is from RefSeq and is a predicted model, not a curated record. Lineage: Eukaryota; Fungi; Ascomycota; Sordariomycetes; Hypocreales; Clavicipitaceae.